ACCGAUGAAGCGCUUGCCUUCCACCAGGCGGUGUACACCACCGCACAGCAGAUCCCCUUCGGAAAAGUGACGAGCUACGGCCACAUUGCCAAACUUAUUGACAAACCGUUGAAUCCCCGCCAGGUGGGACAGCUGUUGAAGUAUCUUCAGGAGUAUUCGGAGGAUAGUACGCAGGAUGUAUCUGAGUUUACUCAGCGGUUCAACCAUCUCACGGUGCCGUGGUGGCGUGUGAUUUCUUCGCAGGGUAAGAUUUCCAGCCGAGGACCGACUCCACGAAGAAACACCAACCAGGAUGUCCUGGGGGAAGAGCGUCAGGCAAGAAAGUUGAGGCUGGAAGGGGUGGAAGUGAGCGAAAGCAGUUACCAAGUAGAUUUAGGUGAGUAUGGCUGGUUCCCU
Molecule: messenger RNA, 396 nt
Organism: Babjeviella inositovora NRRL Y-12698
Lineage: Eukaryota; Fungi; Ascomycota; Pichiomycetes; Serinales
Exons: 1
Biological process (GO): DNA repair
Molecular function (GO): catalytic activity
Source: RefSeq, a predicted model, not a curated record